AUGAGUCACAGUCCAACAGAUGUCAAGAGAAUUGAUAAAAUUCUAGAAAAACAUCGUCCACAAUAUCUAAAUGUUGUUUAUAUACCAUUCCAAAUUUUUGCUAAUCCAGAAAAGAAAUUACAACUUUCUGAACGUACAAAGGCUAUUCGCAUUGAUGAAAAUGAUCCAACUUCUCCAUUUAGACAUGUAAAUAGCAUUGACAAAUUAGAAACAGAAAUUUUUGAAAAUUGUCCAACACUAGGACAUGUUUGGGAUAAAUGUUGUGAAUUAUACGAAGAAUUACCAUGUUUUGGGACUCGUGAAAUUAUAACAACUGAAAAUGAGAAACAAGCUGAUGGAAGGAUGUUUCAAAAAGCUGAAUUGGGUCAUUAUGAAUGGAUGUGUUAUGGUGAGGUUGAUGACAAAAUAACAAAUUUGGCAAAUGCUUUUGUUUUAUUAGAUUUACCACCAAAAACACAUAUAGUUAUAUUUGCUGAAACUCGUGCUGAAUGGAUGAUUACAGCUCAAGCCUGUUUUCGUAGUGGUUAUCCAGUUAUUACUGUUUACGCUACACUUGGAGAAGAAGCUGUUACUUAUGCUAUUAAAGAAUCAGAAGGUAAAGUGUUAUUUACGACAACUGCUCAUUUAGAUACAAUAAAAAAAAUAAGAAAAAAUAUUGAUAACAUUGAACAUGUUAUUUAUUUUGAAGAUCGCUUUAAUCCUUCAGUCAAUGAUCCUAAAAAACUAGAAACAAUAAAAGAAUUAAAAACAUCGUUUAAACGUUGUGAUCUUUGGGAUGAUUUUGAAGCCAUGGGAAGUGGCAUGAAAAGAGAUCUUGAAAAAGUUAAGGAUAAUGAUAUUUGUAUGAUAAUGUAUACUAGUGGAACUACUGGAAAUCCAAAAGGUGUUGUUUUAACACAUAAAAAUAUUAUUGCUGCAGUUGCUGGACAAAGAUCAGUAAUUCCAAUAAAAUCAACAGAUAUUUAUAUAGGAUAUUUACCACUUGCUCAUAUUCUUGAAGUGUGUGCUGAACUUGUUGUAUUAUCAAAAGGAUGUAGAAUUGGUUAUUCAUCUGCUCAAACAUUAUUUGAUCGUGCUCCAAAAAUAAAAAAAGGCACAAAAGGUGAUACAUCAGUAUUAAGACCAACACUUAUGGCAUGUGUUCCUGCAGUUAUGGAUCGUAUUUUUAAAGCUGUUACAGAUGAAGUAUCUAAUGGAUCUAUGAUAUUUAAAGAACUUUUCCGUAUUUGUUAUGAACGUAGACGAUCUCGUUAUGAAGAUGGAUACUCAAGUUUUAUUAUGAAUAAAUUGGCUUUUAAUAAAAUUAAAAAACUUUUGGGUGGCAAACUUCGUGUUGUUCUUUCUGGUGGAGCACCACUUAAUGCUGAGACACAACGUUUUAUGAAUAUAUGCUUUUGUUGUCCUGUUGUUCAAGGUUAUGGAUUAACUGAAACAUGUGGUGGGGCAACUUUAGCUGAUGUUCAUGAUUUAUCAACUGGAUCUGUUGGACCACCAUUGACAUGUUGUGAAAUUAUGCUUCGUGAAUGGUCUGAAGCUAAUUAUAGUCCAUUAAAUGAUCCACCACAAGGGGAAAUAUUAAUUCAUGGAAGUAAUGUAUGUGAAGGAUAUUAUAAAAAUCCUGAAAAAACAAAGGAAGAAUUUGUAAUAAUAAACGGCAAGCGUUACUUCUGUACUGGAGAUAUUGGUGAAAUUCGUAAUGAUGGCUCUAUCAAAAUAAUUGAUCGCAAAAAAGAUCUUAUAAAAUUAAGUCAUGGAGAGUACAUAUCUCUCGGUAAAGUUGAGACAUCUCUUCUUACAAAUUCAAAUAUUGACAAUAUUUGUGUUUACGGAAACUCUCAUGCCUCCUAUCUUAUUGCACUUAUUGUACCAAAUGAAAAAAAUAUUAUGAAAUUAGCAGAGGAAAAUGAUAUUACUGGAAAGUCUUUCAAAGAAAUUUGUUCUGACAAAACAGUUAAUAAUAUAUUAUUAAAAGUAAUUCAAGAUUCUGUUAAAGGAGUACUUACACGUGUUGAAAUACCAGCUAAAAUUUAUCUUUGUAAUGAACCAUGGACACCAGCAAGUGGAUUACUAACAGAAGCAUUAAAAUUAAAACGUAAGGUUAUUGAGAAUCACUAUAAAAAGGAGAUUGAAUCACUCUAUAACCACAAUUAA
Messenger RNA from Strongyloides ratti, 2151 nucleotides. Its product is annotated as AMP-dependent synthetase/ligase domain-containing protein. The record is from RefSeq and is a predicted model, not a curated record. The transcript is spliced from 4 exons. Gene Ontology annotation, cellular component: plasma membrane; endoplasmic reticulum; lipid droplet. Gene Ontology annotation, molecular function: long-chain fatty acid-CoA ligase activity. Gene Ontology annotation, biological process: neuron differentiation; long-chain fatty-acyl-CoA metabolic process; long-chain fatty acid metabolic process. Lineage: Eukaryota; Metazoa; Nematoda; Chromadorea; Rhabditida; Strongyloididae. The coding region runs from base 1 to 2151 and encodes 716 amino acids.